CAGCAUCCCCAAAUUGGCACGAUGGAAGUAUCCGCGUACUACUGCCUCUAUAAGACGAGCAAGUGCCGCAACCCGCGUGGGCUCAAGCGAGAUGGGACGCUCCACCGAAUGUGCAACGACCACCGUGCCAAGGCCAACGAGAGCCAGCGAAAGAGCGAAGCCAAGAAGCGGUUCCGCAAGCACGUCGGUCUCAAGCGCCCAGACUCGUGUGGCACCGUCCCGUUCUAG
This is a messenger RNA of Saprolegnia parasitica CBS 223.65, 228 nucleotides long. RefSeq lists its product as hypothetical. The record is from RefSeq and is a predicted model, not a curated record. NCBI's taxonomy places the organism in Eukaryota, Oomycota, Saprolegniomycetes, Saprolegniales, Saprolegniaceae. The coding region runs from base 22 to 228 and encodes 68 amino acids. The transcript is spliced from 2 exons.